UUACCUCGCUAAGACUUCCUGUUUGGCAAAUGACGUGACAGAGUCCGAAAGGGCGAAAAAGACUUUCGAUCCAUUUGAGCCACCGUAGACAAAAUACUUGUGUGUGUGUUUUGUGAACGCUACUAUAUAAAAUCUUUACAGUACAUGUGAGUUUAGAUUGUACUAAACUGUUGUGUAUAUUACAGCAAAGUCUACGUGUCACGGAGGGUGUACAGGAUGUGUUUACAGUUUGGGAUGCACCAAUCCAGCGCAUUGAUGGCUCGUAACAGAUCCACAAAGAAAUGUCCGCUGUUUACCUAGUGGCACCUUGGAUUUAAAACAUCCCUGAUUAUUCAGACCUGUUUGAGUAGGAAGACUUUUUUAUGACCAAACGCGACCGUUACAAAUUGGUUUUGUGUUUCUUUGAACAAACUUUCCAGCGGUAAAUUGUAAAGAUUUUAUUCCUCAGAUGAGCAUGGAUCACCAGGCGUGUUUAAACACAGACAUUUGCAUUUCUAAACUCGUACGAGGAGAUUUGCGCCGCAGGUGUCCGAUGAUGUGGCAGAGAUAUAGUAAACCUUACCGUAUCGCAUUUUGAAUGUAUUUAACUACGCCUCGUGGAAACAGUGAUGACUCGACAAGUGAGCCUCCUGUCAGGACUGAUUUGGCUCGGGCUGACACAGUGUUGUCACUCCAGAUUAACACACAACUGCGACAAUGGCAAGAGAAAACAACACAUUCAGCGUGGGUCUCCAUGACAUUCAAGGCCUAAAACUGUACAAAUCUCGUGACAGACCUACCAGAACCUGAUGAGCUCGUCUGUCAAGAGCUCUGGCCACAGUCACAGAUGCAUAUCCCUGAUAUUGACACAAAAUAUCCCAUAAAGCCUGCUGAUUAUAUCUGCAUGGACACACCCAUUAUAUACAGUGACCGUAUACCCACUCUUGGUCCUUAUAGGCCAGUUGAGGUAGAGAGUGGAGAGUACCUGUACUGUCCCCCUCAGCGCUGGCUAAACAACCUCAAAAAAGGAGCGCUGGUGCUUCUGUACCACCCCUGUGUCUCAGCGGAAGCUCGCAAGAGUCUGGCAGUGUUGGCUCACUCUUGCCUGCCUCAUUACAUCCUCACAACUUACCCCUGGCUAAGCCGACAUAGACCUUUAGCUGUGGUCUCUUGGGGUCGCUCCCUAGAGAUGUCUCGCAUCACACUUGGGCUUUGUGAUUGGUUGGUUUCCAUUUCCUCCAACAUUAAUCAAUACAGCACAAGCCAAAGAGCAAAGUACAGUCUGUAUUUGACAAAACCGGCACCCGUGGACAGACUCAUGAACAUCAGUCUAGAGAUGUCCAAAGUAGAGAGAUCAAAGUCUCUAAAACACUGCUGCAUGGAGGCUCUCAGACUCAAUGUGGUACAGAGGACCAGAGGAAGAACCAGGAAGACCAGGAUGGCCCUCCAACAAACAUCAGAACAAGUGGAACUGAAAACUGAAGUCAAACAAGACAAACUUGACAGCACAGAGAGUGCAUACCUGAAAAUUAUAGACACACUACCACAAAAUGUUACAAAGGAGAUGGCCUCCUUGGCGAUGCUGACAGUUAAUGUUACUCAAUCUCUCAGUUUAGUUAAGGACUCUGAGGAACCAGAAGUGAGUGCUAAGGACAAAGACAAGAAGAUAAUCGAUGCAGAGAAGCAAUUUGCACAGAAUAAAGUGGUUAACAGGCAUAAUGACCAGACCGACAGAAAGUCACAAAAGAACACUGUAGCAGAAGGGAGGAGGCAUCGCAUUAAGACUGACACAAAGGCACAGAGGUCUGGAUCAGAAUGUGGAGAGCUUGGACAGUGUGGCGUUACAGACCUAAAGUCUCUGCAUUUAGAGGGACCCAUGAGGGGGGAAAGAAUCCCCAUUCCACGCACUGAUGAGGCUGUGUGGGCAGCAGCCGCUCUGGGCUUCCUGUUGGUGCUGCUCACCCUGUCUGUGCUUCACACACGCCUCUAUCGGCACUGUCGAUCUUCACCCAGUCUUUACUGGCAUGAUAACCAGCAAGACUAUGAGAACGUGGGUGAUAUCAUACGGCGGAGGCUGAGGACUGUUGGCCGGAGAAAGAGGAGGAGCAGUCAGAGCAGGAGACACGAAUGUGCAUUGUUGUCCUUCUCCAGCACUGAAGAGAACUCUGAGUAACUGACAAGAUUGUUGAACACUAUAAAUCAUGACGAUUGACUCCAGUAUAUGCACUCUUGGAUACUUGUUUGAGUAUCUGCCUAAUCAUAUGAUACCACACAAAUCAACUGUUAGGGAAAACUUAAAUCCCUUUAUAUACUGUACAGACACAGCUAGACAACACAAAAAAGAAAAUUUUUCAUUUAUCCCUGGUGUUCUGUAUUGAGACAUAAUUAAGUGAUAACUUUUUUUCCACAGUCAUUUGUUUACCAGUUAAUAUAAAAUGUCAGUAUAAACCUUUAACACAGUAUGUAUCUGUGGUUUGUCAAGAAAUUGUCUAUUUGCUAUUUCUUAAUCUGCUAGGUUGUGAUAGGUUUUAAGUGGUAAGUGUAAUUAAUUUGGUCAGAAGCCACUUGUUAAUGUAGAUGCUUUUUCACUUUAUAGCCCUAUCUGUUGGUAAGAAUGAGUACAAGUUUAUUUAUCUCAUGACCUGACACAUGGAGAUAGAUGGCAGCAGAGAGCUCUCCAAUUCCAUUGGCUCUUUAUGAAUACCAGUAGUUUUAUGUAACUUUAGCAGCACUUUUUCAUCCAAGAAUAUAUGUAUUACUUGUUGCAGGGUCAGUCUCCUUGCAAUCUCUGGUCAGAUCUCUUGCUAAGUAGAGGUGGAGCAAAUAAGGACUAAGAUUUAGAUCCUGUUUGGAUUUUAACCCACAAACUUUUUGUGAACAUCCCAGAUUCCUAACCUUUACCCUUUACGGCAGUGGUUUUCAACUGGUUUUGCUUCAGGACCCAGACUGGACAUCAAGUGGCAAUCUAACGCAGUAAAAACCUUUAUGAUGUAGCCUUGGUCACAUUUUAUUUUAACUUGUAUGGUUUUCAAGUAUAAGGACAUGUAUCAAGUGGCAUUAGUUUUGUUGUUGAUGUCAACUAUAAAAGAUACAGGAUUUCUUUCCCCUUUUAAAAGUUGAUAAGCCUAUUAUAUUUCGUAUCCAGUGUAUUUUCUAAUAUUAAACAUCUUUCAAACAGAACUGGACACUCACUGAGUAUCAGAGAGUGAGACAAAGAGACCCAGGAACAGAGGAACAGUUCAAAGGAUUUAUUAACAAUAAAUUGUAACUUCAUCUGGGCUGGCGAAGAGUGUAGAACCCAGCACCGGCUGCAGUAAGCAGGAGAUAGGUGUUCGUUGAUGCGUGCGCGCCAUGGCCGCGCAGUGAGCAGAUCCUUGAGGAAUCCUCCAUUGUGGGUGCAGAGAACAAGCGCACCGCAGACUGGAAGGUAACCACACUCCCGACACGCGGGCAGAGAUGAGGAAUUCUCCGUUAAGAAGUCGUGAAUGCAGAGAAUAAGCGUACAGCAAACUGGAAGGUAACCACACUCCCGACACAUGGACAGAGUCAGGCAACCAAACAGAUACACGAGACAGAACCAACUAGGCAGAGAGAGCGAGGUAAGUUACUUCACACCAAACAGCAGUCUAGCAAAGAUACUGACACAAUGAAGGGAUGAAGUAGGCAGUGAAUCAGCAGAGAACCUGGUGCUGCUAGCAUGCUAAUUAGUGGCAUGAUCAGCAUUUCCCUGACGGGACAUGAACGUCAGACUCUUGGGCGGGAAACGGGGCUGUAAACCGAGGCUACACUGGAAGGGUGGCAACUCCUUAGACAACAACUGCAAGGAGUUGUGGGCAUACUCGACCCAGACUAAAUGAUUGCUCCAAGACGACGGAUUAUGGGAGGCCACACAGCACAGGGUCUUUUCAAGUUCCUGAUUUGACCGCCCAGUCUGCCCAUUUGUCUGGGGAUAGAACCCAGAGGACAAACUCACCAUAGCCCCCAGCUGUCAGCAGAAUUCUGCCCAAAAACGAGACACAAAUUGGGGGCCUCUGUCAGAAACCACAUCGACCGGGAGGCCAUGAAAGCGGAAGACGUGGUUUAUGACUGCCACCGCUGUCUCCCUCACUUGGAUAAUUUGGGGAGGGGAAUGAAGUGAGCUGCCUUCGAUAACCGGUCCACAACAGUCAAAACAACUGUGUUGCUUGGGAGGGGGUAGACCAGUUACAAAAUCCAUGGCUAUGUGCAACCAGGGUCUAGAAGGGACUGACAGCGGUUGGAGGAGCCCGGCUGGGGGGUUACAGGAGGUCUUAUUAGUCGCACAAACAGGGCAAGCGGCUAUGAACCGGCGUACAUCCUGCACUAGCGAUGGCCACCAGAAUCGCUGUCUAAUGAGUGUCUGGGUACAAGUCGCCCCUGGAUGACAAACGACGUUGGAUGAGUGACACCACUGUAUUGAUCUGAUCUGAUUUGAUCCUGCUGAUGUCCCAGUAAAUCUCCCAGCUGAGACAGGGCAGAGCGAAGAGUAAAUUCUUCCACUGGGUCCAAACAAGAUGGAUUGUUCGGUCAGAGAGUGAGUCAAAGAGACCCAAGAGCAUAAAUUGUAACUUCAACUGGGCUGGCGAAGAGUGGAGAACCCGGCACCGGCUGCAGUAAGCAGGGGAUAGGUGUUCAUUGAUGCGUGCGCGCUGUGGCUGCGCAGUGAGCAGAUCCAUGAGGAAUCCUCCAUGAAGACUGUGUUCGUAGGCAAGUGUAUGUGUCGUGGUAGUCGGGAGCAGAUCCAUGAGGAAUUCUCCGUUGAGAAGUCGUGAGCGUAGAGAAUAAGCGCACAGCAAACUGGAAGGUAACCACACUCCCGACACGCAGGCAGAGACGGGCAGCCAAACAGAUACACAAGACAGGACCAACUAGGCAGAGAGAGCAAUGUAAGUUACUUCACACCAACAACAAUCCUGCAAAGAUACUGACACAAGGAAGGGAUGAAGUAGGCACUGGAUCAGCGGAGAACCAGGUGCUGCUAGGAUGCUAAUUAGUGACAUGAUCAGCGUUCCCCUGGGAACAAUCAGUGUUCCCAUGGAAACACUGAUCAUGCAUGCCAGCAGCGCCUGAGACACAUGAGGGAGAGAAAUAACAAAACAAACUGACAAACUCACCAGAACCGUGACACUAAGCAAUUUAUUAGGAACACUAUGGUCCUAAUAAAGUGCCCACGGUGGUCUUCUGCUGUUGUAGCCAAUCUGCCUCAAGGUUUGACGUGUUGUGCAUUCUGAGAUGCUAUUCUGCUCACUACAAUUGUACAGAGUGGUUAUCUAAGUUACCAUAGCCUUUCUGUCAGCUCGAACCAGUCUGGCCAUUCUCCGAUGACCUCUCUCAUCAAAAAGGUGUUUCUUUCCGCAGAACUGCUGAUCACUGGAUGUUUUUGUUUUUGGCACCAUUCUGACACCAAGUAGGUGUACAGGUGUUCCAAAUAAAGUGCUCAGUGAGUGUAUAUUACACGGGAGUAAAAUGUUGUCCAUAAUUUGUCCACAAGUCUUUCAAGCUCUUAAUGAACUUGCCCUUAUAUUUACAGUGCAAUGCCAUAAACACAUUGGAUGGCUCCUCAUUUCUGUGGUUAUGUCAAUGUGGUAGGUCUUUCUGAAAAAAAAAAAAAAAAAAAAAUAUAUAUAUAUA
This is a messenger RNA of Myxocyprinus asiaticus (Chinese sucker), 5628 nucleotides long. RefSeq names its product tumor protein p53 inducible protein 13 (gene tp53i13). Gene Ontology annotation, cellular component: cytoplasm. The transcript is spliced from 10 exons. NCBI's taxonomy places the organism in Eukaryota, Metazoa, Chordata, Actinopteri, Cypriniformes, Catostomidae. The record is from RefSeq and is a predicted model, not a curated record. Bases 827 to 2152 code for a protein of 441 amino acids.